AUGGACAACGAAGGAUUAAUUUGUGAAAACUGCAACAGACGAGUUCCCUCAGAAAAUUACGAAAUGCACUUCGUACACUGCAAAAGAAACCUCAAAUUGUGUUCGCUGUGCGGAGAAGCGAUACAAAGAAGCAAAGAGAAAGAACACUUCGAGGAGAAUCAUGCGCAAAUAAACUGUGUUCAGUGCGGACAAAAAACAACAAGAAGUGAAGAAGGCAAUCAUUUGGCUUACGAGUGUGGUAAGCGACCAAUUACUUGCCAUUAUUGUGAACUGAGGCUACCCAGAGAAAGAAUGUCAGAGCACCAGGAAUUUUGCGGAUCCAGAACGGAAUUCUGCCACAAGUGUAGUCGAUAUGUUUUGGUUAAGGACUUUAUGGACCAUGAUAGCGCAUGCGACGGGGGAAUAAUCAAUCGGCAACACGAUUUGCCUGUGUCUUUGCCUUGUGAAUUCUGUGGAUCGCUGAUUCAGCAAGAUGAACUUGAUGCUCAUCAACGUGAAUGCCAGCGUCUAGAGGAAACAGAAGGUUCUCAAAUACCUCUCGUUGUAGAAGAUAGCGAUGGUGUGUUUCGUGAAAUGGUACGAACGCCUGACAAUUUCACAAGCUCGGACUCGUAUGACGAUAUCGAAACCGAAAGUGAAGACAACAGCAUUGUUGCUCUGCCUUGUGAAAUCUGUGGCGAACUGUGUCCGUCUGAUAAAUUGAUGGAACACCAGGAACAAUGUAUCCUAGAGGGAGAAGGCGUUCAGGGUUCUGGUUCACCCUCCGAGAACGAAGAACCUUUGCACAGAAGCGAUCGAUCUCACUUCCGGUUCUCGAAACUUCAUCAGAAUCCGAUGGACAACGAGAGAGAAGAUGACCCCUUCACUUUUGCGAAUUUUACAAUGGAAGGAGUCCCUUAUGAUCUCAUGGCAAACAUUUUCCGCGACCUGGAAGAUCGACGAUGGCCAUUUGAAAUGACGAGGAAUAUGUGGUCGUGA
Molecule: messenger RNA, 978 nt
Organism: Pocillopora meandrina
Lineage: Eukaryota; Metazoa; Cnidaria; Anthozoa; Scleractinia; Pocilloporidae
Source: the annotation of a GenBank genome assembly